Molecule: messenger RNA, 2286 nt
Organism: Psilocybe cubensis
Lineage: Eukaryota; Fungi; Basidiomycota; Agaricomycetes; Agaricales; Agrocybaceae
Exons: 4
Coding region: 1-2286 (761 amino acids)
Source: RefSeq, a predicted model, not a curated record
AUGCCAUCCGUUGAUGAUUCCUCCUUCUCCCAAGACCGCAAUAGCACCAAUCAACAACCAGAACGUCAUGAUCUUCAUAACAUGCCGGAAGAAACCAACUCGGACCUUCCCAAAAUGUGGAACAUAGAGGACCCAUUCCAAUAUGCGCCUCCAAAACCAGACGGUGAUCCAUGGUCAAUUCUCCUUGAACCUCUGCUGAAGAGUGACAAGCUCCGUUGUGAUGCAUGGAAAGACGAGGUUCAGAAUUUGCUCAUUUUUGCUGGUCUGUUCUCUGCCGUGGUCACGACUUUUCUUGUGGAAUCCUAUAAGGACCUUCAGGCAGACCCAAAUGAUACUAUGAUUGCUUUGCUUGCACACAUCGCUGCCCGGCUUGACAAUGACACCAGCAUCAUCACUAGUACUUCCAUCUUUUCGGACAACACCUUUGUGCCUGCUACAUCGACAAUUCGGGUCAACGUUUUCUGGUUCAUCAGCCUCGUGCUUAGCCUCACGACGGUGCUCGUGGGCACCAUAUCUUUACAAUGGCUAAGGGAGCACCGGUCCUACUCAAACGUCUCCGACCCGCGCGAAAAGUAUGCGAUAUUUCACAUGAGGAAGGAGGGGCUAGAGAAAUGGCGGGUGGACAGGAUAUUUACAGUGAUGCCCCUUCUCCUACAGUCUGCUUUGGUUCUCUUUCUCGGAGGGCUGAUAGACUUUCUGCAUGCUUUCAGUCAACGCUGGUCGGUGGUCAUUCCUGUUGCCGCCGUGAUUGGAUUAUCUUUGCUAUUCCUCGUUACAACGACGAUCCUCCCGACUCUACAGACAAUGGCACUUUUUAUCAUCCCGUCCACAUCGCUCCACCCGCCUAGUCAGUGCCCCUUUAAAUCGCCACAAUCUCAUGCCGUGCGGCGGAUCUGCGCGCCUCUACUCAAGAUACCGUCCUAUUUGAGGCAAUCAUCUGUACUUGUCCCUAUUCGAUCACUGAUCUCUCGUCUUCAUCGUAUAUCUUUGAGUUCGGAAAUGAUUUCUAGCUACACAAUGGCCUCCAAAUUCCAGACUCAAGUGACCUAUACCGCAUGGUGUCGAACUUGGGUCAUGUUCGAUAAGGAUUGGGUGAUAAUUCGUGAUUUGUACAUGCGGCGUUCUUUGGAAAAUCGGUUCAAAGAAUACUAUUGGUUUAUGGAUACCAUGGGUUUUGGCCGCGACGAGCGAUUGCCACUUUUUGAUAUUGUCCACGGUCUUAAAUAUCAGCACUGGCGUGAAGAUGUUGUUGAUGCCGCCUAUCACUGUAUGUCAGAGGUUUCGCAACAUGCACUUCUACCACUGACGAACACUCUCCGGUUGUCUUCUCGGGCCCGCCUCUGUGAGAACAACUACCUGUACAACUUGUCAUCUAUUGGACACGACAGGGUCUCCAUAACAAGUUUCUUCGACACCGAUUCUGUCUUUGACCAUGUUGGAAAGGGGGAAUUGUCAUCCGCAAAGGCCUUAACUUGUAUACUUCAUCAACAAAACCUAGCAGCAUUCACGGAAUGGAGCGGCAGUAUUUUCCAACGUCAUCAAAAAGAGCUCGCCUUGCUUCCCUUGAGUGUAUCCUUCUUCAAUGUCUCAUCGUACCAUCUCGUGGCAGACCGAGAUAACGACUUUUGUGACAAGGACACCUUUGAAGCCUUCGCUUGGCAAUUUGCCAACCUCACCUUUUCCAUCUUCAGACAGGCUUGCGAAGAUUUCCAUCCUCAUUCUUUGGUCCACAACUCAUUUUCACAGGAACUUGGGCUUCCGCUUUAUUUUGAAGUAGCUGCAUAUAUCACCGCUCGGACAUUUUCGCCAUCCAUCUCCUUCUCCAUCGACAAUGAAAGUGAAUCCUCGGCAGUUUCUCUCGCCACAAAGCAGACAUUUCGUGACCUAUUUACCUAUAUUUCUUCAAUUUUAGACAUGGAGAUCUCGUCCUGGAAGGAUUCCCAACCAAAGCCAAGCUUGUUUUUCUACCUGGCUGCCUGCUAUACCCAACAGCUAGUUGGCCCUCUCUCCAAAGACGAAAACUUUAUCUCCCAUCGUGGCACCAUCCUCCAGUAUAAGGAACACACCAUCGAUGUAGGUCUUAUUGAUUCCAUUUUGGAGAGACGACUGUCUGGCCGACAGCAUGCCAGCGACAACCAUAUUCCGUACGAUGACGAGUAUAUAUGCGUCCCAUUUUCAUCCAGUUGGUGGGACACUUUUAAAGGAAAAACUCCAGAAGGUUUCAAUUAUAGUCCAGAACCCCCUGUUUUAUUUGAUGAUUGCCAACAAAUAAAUGUUGUCGAUUAA